Hipposideros armiger (great roundleaf bat) is the source of this 1755-nucleotide messenger RNA. RefSeq names its product ubiquitin C-terminal hydrolase L5 (gene UCHL5). The transcript is spliced from 11 exons. The record is from RefSeq and is a predicted model, not a curated record. Gene Ontology annotation, biological process: ubiquitin-dependent protein catabolic process; protein deubiquitination. Gene Ontology annotation, cellular component: Ino80 complex; cytoplasm. Gene Ontology annotation, molecular function: proteasome binding; cysteine-type deubiquitinase activity. The coding region runs from base 142 to 1125 and encodes 327 amino acids. NCBI's taxonomy places the organism in Eukaryota, Metazoa, Chordata, Mammalia, Chiroptera, Hipposideridae.
CCCAGAGGCUGUCGGGAAGUAGGCGGGUGACGUGAGGUUGACGUGCUCAGCGGCGGGUUUGCCGAGAUCAGUGGCCGGCGGCAGCGGGUGCCGGGGGCGGCCGGAGUCCGAAGUGGAGCGGGGCGGCGUGUGGCCGGGGCCAUGACGGGCAAUGCCGGGGAGUGGUGCCUCAUGGAAAGCGACCCCGGGGUCUUCACCGAGCUCAUUAAAGGAUUCGGUUGCCGAGGAGCCCAAGUAGAAGAAAUAUGGAGUUUAGAGCCUGAGAAUUUUGAAAAAUUAAAGCCAGUUCACGGGUUAAUUUUCCUUUUCAAGUGGCAGCCAGGAGAAGAACCGGCAGGCUCGGUGGUUCAGGACUCUAGACUUGACACGAUAUUUUUUGCUAAGCAGGUAAUUAAUAAUGCUUGUGCUACUCAAGCCAUAGUCAGCGUGCUACUGAACUGCACCCAUCAAGACGUCCACUUAGGAGAGACCUUAUCAGAGUUUAAAGAAUUUUCACAGAGCUUCGAUGCAGCUAUGAAAGGUUUGGCACUGAGCAAUUCGGAUGUGAUCCGACAAGUACACAACAGCUUUGCCAGACAGCAAAUGUUUGAAUUUGAUGCAAAGACAUCAGCAAAAGAAGAAGACGCUUUUCACUUUGUCAGUUAUGUGCCAGUUAAUGGAAGACUAUAUGAAUUAGACGGAUUAAGAGAAGGACCGAUUGAUUUAGGUGCGUGCAAUCAGGAUGACUGGAUCGGUGCGGUGAGGCCAGUCAUUGAGAAAAGGAUCCAGAAGUACAGUGAAGGUGAAAUCCGAUUUAACUUAAUGGCCAUAGUGUCUGACAGAAAAAUGAUAUAUGAACAGAAGAUAGCAGAAUUACAAAGACAGCUUGCUGAGGAACCCAUGGAUACAGAUCAGGGUAGCAUGUUAAGUGCUAUUCAGUCAGAGGUUGCCAAAAACCAGAUGCUUAUUGAAGAGGAAGUACAGAAAUUAAAAAGAUACAAGAUUGAAAAUAUCAGAAGGAAGCACAAUUACCUGCCCUUCAUCAUGGAGUUACUAAAGACGUUAGCAGAACACCAGCAGCUAAUACCCCUGGUAGAAAAGGCAAAAGAAAAACAGAAUGCAAAGAAGGCACAGGAAACCAAAUGAAGAAGAUGCUUUGGGAUGUGUUCACAUUUCCACUUCUGCACUUAUUUUCAUGGAAACGUUAAGUAUGAAGAACUUUUGAGCAACACCCUCUCGACUCUGCACGUUUGGCAGCAGUACCCGUCUGUCUUGUCUGUAAUGCAUGGACUCAUCCACCUUCCCUACUGCGUCAUGUGCAUGUAGUGCCUAUUAAAUAAAAGGAUGCUAAGAGUGCCUGCCCAAAUGCCAUUGUGUGACAUUGGACCUGAGGACUUCUCUUGGUUCUCUGGAUGUAGAAGUACCGUAAUGAACCUAGAAAAUGCACAAAUGAUAUUCUCUAUCUGUAACUGUUACAAUUAAUCUUUCGAUCUCGUAGCUCAGUUAAAUGCUUAAAAUUUAUAAACGUCAGUUCUCGAUUAAAUUGGAUCUCGUUUCUUUUCAUCAUGAUCUAAUGAAAAAAAUCAGUAUUUCUGUGUUUCAUACCUAAAUAUUUUGAGGGUUUUAAAAGUGAAUUUUAUCUCCCAUACCAAUUAUUUGAAACAGUAUGGUUUUAAUGAAAAUCAUUUGAAAAGGACAAAAGUACAGUUUCUAGUGAUUUUCACUGCUGCCAGUAAAAAAAGUAAUAAACAUCCCAAUUUUAUUUUCACAAACUUU